GCUUGGUUGGUAGUGUUAUAAACGGAAGAAGAGGUCUUCGUUGAACGAGAGGAAGAAUCACUAUAGUACGUUCGACUCGUUAUUUCGCGAAUUCCAUAAUAGUCUUGGUUAAUAAAAGAAAAAAAAUAAAUAAAUAAAGUAUAGAAAAGUAAUCAACAAUUUGUUUGGGGGAAGAAGACAAACAAGAAAAUGCUAUUUGGAUGGGUUCGGCGUUGGUUUAUAAAUCGGAUGGAUAUUAUCCUUGGGAUGUCCGAAAGAACGACUUGAGGAAGUACCUGGCAAAGGAGAGAAGAUGAUGACGAUGUCGUCGUCUAGAGAAGGAAGAAAAACAACAACAACAAUUAUUUGCUCCAGAAUAUCGUCAACGUGGAUCUUUCUAUUGUUGGUCCUCGUUGUAAGACUCGACCACGUGGCAGGAUGUCAAUUUUACCCAAUCGGCGAAUAUUUAAAAUUUGUCAGAGUGCCUGAAAAUUUACGAGAAGGUUCAGAGAUUUUAUCAUUGGAAGCUCAUCCAAGAAAUCGUCUUACCAUUAUUCCCGUCGACAAGGAAGAGGACAGUCGUUUUUUUUCUUACAAAGACGUUAAUGGUACCCAUGUAUCUGUGACAUUAGCACACUCAUUGGAAGAUCUCGUAGACGCGGAAUCACCGAGAAAUCUACUGAAAUUCCGGGUCAUCUGUGACUUCACCGAUGGCAGGGACACCUUGGUAUCGUCGCAUUUAUCGGUCACGGUUUACGUAGAAGAUAUUAACGAUCAUGCACCACAAUUUGUCGAUGCACCUUAUCACGUGACAGUCGACGAGCUCACGCCAACCGGUGCAACCAUCUUUCGUGGAAUUCGUGCCAUCGAUGGAGACAAACCUAAUACGCCUAACAGCGAUAUUCAUUACGCUAUAGUUAAAGGAAACGAUCAAGGCAAAUUUUCCCUCGAAUCUGGCCAUAGAACAGCUUUGAUACUUCGUAAACCAUUGGAUUACGAUAAUGGUGAUCGCGAGUUCACGCUCGUGAUCACAGCGACCGAUCGGGGAGUACCCGCGAAGAGUAAUAAAACAACGGUCAAGAUAACGAUCAUUGAUAACGACGAUCUAGAUCCGAAAUUUUCUCGGGACGUUUACAAAACUAAAAUAUAUGAAUUUUAUCCAAUGCCGGAUAAGCCGAUUUUCAAGGAAAUCAACUUCACGACACCGAUUCAUGCUGUAGAUCGUGAUCACGACAUCAACGUGUCCAUAAGAUAUGACAUAAUAUCAGGAAACGAGAAUGGUUACUUUCAUUUGGACCCUAAGAACGGAUCGCUUUUCCUGAAACGUCCUAUCGAUCUCGACAACGAAAUAAAUCUACCUAAUAACAAAUUUUCUUUACAAAUUCAUGCCUCGCAAAUCGACAAUCCGUUGAAAAUGGCAAUGGCACGCGUAGAAAUCGAAGUAUUGGAUUUGAACGAUAAUUUGCCAGAAUUCGAGGUCGAUUUGUACAACAUAAGUAUCGUCGAAAAUCUUCCGAAUGGUUUCAGCGUUCUACAAGUAAUAGCACGGGACAAGGAUCAAGGAGAAAACGGGGAAUUUGUUUUUCGUUUGAACGAUCCGUCCGGUGCAUUCUCGAUGGAUCCGAGAACCGGUUGGUUAACUGUCAAAGAUCAAAACGUAUUGGAUCGGGAAAGGAGGGAUCGUUUGAGAAUGAAAGUCUACGCGAUCGAGAGAAAACCGAGUGUGAUUUGGACCGAUGGUAAACGUGCCAAUGGUUCAUCGGUAGACAUUCACGUUAGUUUGUUGGACGCUAACGAUAAUAAUCCUGUAUUCGUGCCUUCGAAUUUGUACGAACUUGUGGCGCGUGCCGAUGCCAAAAUCGGCACUGUACUUGGACAAGUUCAUGCCGUUGACGAGGAUCUUGGUCAGAACGGACUCGUUAAAUAUACUCUUCAAAAACCAGGAAAUUCUAGUACACGUAUACCACCAUUUGCGGUUGAUGAAAAGACCGGUGUUAUUACCGUCGCUGAAAGUCCUAUCGUCGAGGGAAGGCACGCGAUCUUUGUCGAGGCUGCUGAUCAACCAGCGAAUCCGAGUGAAAGGCGAUUCUCUUUGGCCGUUGUUACGCUAGAUGUUUUCCGUCCUGACGGACCAGAUUCUUGGGAACCCGACUUCGUCGGAGCACCGUACGAGUUUUGGGUCGGUGCCAAUGUGCCAGUCGGUACCAGCGUUGGCCAGAUUCGUAUAAAUGAUGCAGUUAAGACGAGCGAUCUUAUCUACGAUCUUCUUCAUAGUUAUCAGGAAGGAGUUCCGUUCGCUGUUGAGGAACGAUCAGGAACGAUAACGGUAGUGGACGAAAUAGAACGAUACGAUCGUUCGACUUACGAGUUCGAAGGUUUGGUAACUGACGAGAGGGAUUUAACUCUUGUAACCAACGUUUCCAUUCAUGUGGUCGAUCCUAACGAUGAGAGGGGUGCUUUUACAAAAGGAGCAACAACGGCACCUCUAAUUUUCCACGCGAAGGAAAAUGUCCCAGGGACGUACAUAGGGCGAGUUUUAGUUAAUAAUGGUACAGUACCCAACUCGGUUGCCACGAGUUUCCUUAUCGUCAAUCAACAGGACGUGCCUGACAUCAGUAUCACGGAGGACGGUACCCUUUACGCGCCCAAUGGUUUAGAUCGUGAGACUAGACAAAAUUAUAGUAUCACUGUUAUUGCGGAAGGUUCUAAAGGACUACAAGUUAUUCAAAUAAGAGUAAUCGUCGAUGAUGAGAACGAUCAUCCACCGGUGUUUAGUUCGUCAUCUUACGAAGGACGAAUUCUAGAAAACAGUCGAGACGGAACGGAAGUCAUCAUGGCCAAUCCUAUUGCAGCUUCCGACAAAGACGAGGGUAUUAACCAAGAAUUUAUUUUCAGCCUGACCGGAGAAGGUAGUUCCCUGUUCAGGAUUGAUCCUAAAAAUGCUCGAGUAUUCUUUGAGGGUAGUAACCAAGAGAGUUUAAAUCGCGAGGAAAGAGAAAGCUAUGAUCUUCAAGUAGUAGCCGAGGAUGGGGGUGGUAUGAUGUCGAGCGCGCGUUUUAAAAUCAUCGUCGACGAUACGAACGACAAUUCUCCUAAAUUUAUUCGCAUGAUCGUUCUACCGGAUCAAGGUGUUAAAGUAUCAAACCAACCGGACGAAGAAUCGAUCGCGAACAAAAGCCACGCGGAAGAUUCGGCAUCCAUCGAAAGCAAUGAAACGAAACGAAAGAACGAGCGCAAGUCACCGUUACUUUUGGUACCGGAAAACGUGACAAUUGGUGCACCGAUCAUUAGAUUGUUAGCAGAGGACAAAGAUGUAGGAUCUAACGCAGAAAUGAAUUACAGUCUGCAGAACGAGACAAUAUCUGGAGGAAUCUCGACAACUGUCGUUGUUCAAUCAAAACAGGAUUCGAUAGGUCGAAGAUAUUUCUUGUUGGAUUCAAGAACCGCAGAAAUUUCAGUGGCUCGUGCAUUACCACCUGAGAGGAAUGUACGUUUGGUUGUCAUUGCUAAAGACGGUGGUGGCCUUUCCGAUAACAUUACUAUAAGAAUACACGUGGUGGACGUGAACGAUCAUGCACCUGUCUUUGAUCAAUCCUGGUAUUCCUUCGACGUUGCUGAAGGCAGUUACAUGGGUCACACUAUUGGAACCGUUCGUGCUGUCGAUAGUGAUUUCGGUAUUAAUGCUAACGUCAAUUACGAGAUCAUUUCUGGUGCUCGAGACGAGGAUAACGAUAAGGACAAUUCUACGUGGAUCUUUGACGUUGGUCCACGAGAUGGUAUUUUAAGAAUAAAUGGAAAACUCGACAGAGAAAAGAUACCUGUUAAUCGUUUAGUUUUACUUGCACGCGACGAUGGUUCACCCUCGUUGAGUUCAACCGUAGAAGUUGAAGUUAACAUCUUGGACGUUAACGACAAUGCCCCAAGUUUCUUUGAUUACGGCGAGCUUGAGAAUGACGAUCGCGGCAUUCCAAUACCAGUUUAUCGCACUUCCAUUUUUGAGAACAGUCCGAUCGGUACGUUCGUGGCGAAAGUUUACGCAAACGACAGCGACUUCGCGGGAAAUGGCAAUGGUUUGAUUCUCUUCGAUCUAGCAAGUCCAGGUCACGAAGAGAAACAAUAUUUCACGAUAGACAGUAAGGAAGGAUCCAUCACGACUAUCUCAAAUCUCGAUUACGAGAAUAUAAAGAAUCAUCGAUUACUCGUUACCGCGAGUGAUCUUGGUUCACCGAUUAGCAUGACGUCUACCGCAGUUGUGAAUGUUGAGAUCAUUAACGUGGACGACGAGGACGACGAAGACGAAAUAGGAAAAGAUGAUCAGGAUGAUUUGUUUAACGAAGUACAAAAGAUCCCAACGUUCAGGCACCGAUAUUACGAGGUCGAGGUCGAGGAAAACACAGUAGCACCAAUUUGGAUCGCUGAAUUAGAUUUAACUGAUGGUUAUCAAAGCGAUCACAUACGUUACAGCAUCGUUGCGGAUGGCACGGAUGCGAGAGAUCACUUUUCGAUAGACUCGAAGAACGGCUCGCUGUAUUUGAUUACGAACACCGACAGGGAAAUGAGAGAUCGGUACGAGGCUAAGAUCAGGGUCGACAGGGUGAAGCUCGGUCGUGGGAUGCCCGUGAUGAUUUAUCCGGUCGUCGGUGAGAGGCUCAAUGGUCUCGCCCCUAACGAGGCCAGGGUCGUCGUCAGGAUCAAGGACACCAACGACAAUGCGCCGAGAUUUAAGUCAAAGGGAAGACCCAUCCUCGCUGCGAUACCUACCACUGCCCACUACGGUUACGAGGUCGUUAAAGUUGAGGCCGAGGAUCCGGACGACGGUAUAAACGGCGAGGUUCGUUACCAAAUUCUUGGACGCGAAGAUGCACCAAGAUUCGCCAUUGACCCAUUGAGCGGUCAAGUUCGGUCUGUGGCCAGUUUUACUCGUGACUCUGGCCGCGUCUUUGGUUUCGACGUCAAGGCCACGGAUAGACGUGGAGCUGAGAAUGGUCGCAGUGGCAUUGCCAACGUUUUUGUAUACGUGUUAGAUGAUAAAAAACAAGUGGUCAUGGUCGUCGAAGAAAAACCCAUAGACGUCGAACCACGUUUGGACAAUUUGACCGCCGUUCUGCACAAUAUCACGGGCCUCGACGUACGUGUCAGGAAGCUUGAGCCGCAUAUUGAAAAGAACCUGAUCGACACAACUUCAACCGACGUCUACCUAUACGCCAUCGAUCCGCAUCUAAACGUAAUGAUCGACAUGGAUACCUUGCAUAAUGUUUUUCAGAACAAGAAGGUGGAGAUAAAACGUGAACUGGAGGAGUAUCGCGUAUUAGAAAUAACUGGGAAUUCACCUAGAAGAAAUCACCGUUACAUGCUGUCAACUCUAGAAGUGGGUGUAGUCGUACUUGGCUGCGUUGUCUUCGUUGGUGCCCUUGUAACAGCCCUCUGCGUCACCUGCGUUCGUAGGAACAAACGUCGUAGACGCCGCGAAAAGGCCAUGUUCUCCAGCGGUGGUGGUGUUGGUCCACUUGGAUAUGCUUUGGCAGACUCGACAUUGCAGAAACCAGCACUCUUCCCAACCUUCGUUGAUGGGCUUCGUUACGAUCCAGAACCUUUUUCUACCGAUAUAACAAGACGACAAAGUAUCUGCGAUCAUGGACCAGGAUGCGUGCGAUUUCACACGAUGGGUGGUAACAGUGGGAAACGUGUCGUGAGAACGACAGGAACAACGAAAGGCCUCGAGGCAUCCGCAACGUCUUUGCAUUCCAGUGGCCAGGACUCGGGAAUCGUGGCACGAGCCUCCUGUCACUGCAGUCACUCCUCGAGUCCUUCAAGCGGUGAGAGUAGCAAUGGUUACGAGGAUUCCCUGAAAUCCUUGCAACGUCGCGAACGAAGCAACGAUUUGACUCGUAACAGUCACGAUACUUCAAGCGUCGUUGGUAGAAGAGCUAAUCAAGCGUUAACAAGAAGACGACAACGAUUCAAUUCAUUUACUAAUCUGGAAUCUAUGUAUGCUCACGAAAUGACAUUGCAGAGGGAUCAACGUUGUUGUACAACCGAAAAAAGACGAAAGAAUGAUGGACGCGGACGAGAACAUCGCAGGGCUCAUUCCGAGGCUGAAAACAACAUAACCGAAACUGUGAUUCAUGAGCACCCUGGUAUGGAACUUCCAUUAGCCAGUUCUUUACCCAACACUUCCAAUUUGCACAGUGCUACGAGAAACAGCCAUAUGUUGUAUUAAAGUCAUUUGGUCUUUCACGAUGCGAUUAGGCGAACCUCCGAAGAGGAUGAGAUGAAAUAACGGUCGUUGAGAAGUACGAUCACGUUCCUUGUAUCUAUCCUUCCUCUUUCUUUCUCUCUCUCUCUCUCUCUCUCUCUCUCUCUUUCUCUUUAGUUCGCUCAAACGCAAAGUUUGCUACUGGCACGGGUCACAAUGCUAAUUGGAAUGGAAUCUUCUCGAGUGAUAUGCCGUUAGGUAAUGCAAAUCGUAUGCAACUUAAGUGAGAAUAUUUAAACGUGUUUGGAGUUACUAAACUUCUGUCAAACUAAGAAGGAUGAUGAGCCUUUAACGUCAGAAAUGUGUUAAUUAUUAUUAUUACUAUUAUUACUGUAUUUUUUUUUGUUUCUAUCUAUGCCUCGAGAGUGUGUUUUUUCAUGUACAUAAGUGCAUAGACGUCGUGUCAUUUUCGUUGCCAAAGUAACUCGUACGUCAUGAUCCGAGAGAGUCAAGUCAUUAACCAUUUUAGAUUUUUAUUGAUCGUUUUGUUUCUUUUUUUUUUUUUUUCCAUUUCUGUAUAUAAAAGUGAUACGUGUUUUACUAUAUUUGUAUCAUCGGUACACGAUUCUUAUAUCGAUACUCUACAAGUGGGCUUGAUCGAUUUUUAUUAUA
Molecule: messenger RNA, 6847 nt
Organism: Polistes canadensis
Lineage: Eukaryota; Metazoa; Arthropoda; Insecta; Hymenoptera; Vespidae
Gene: Cad89D
Product: cadherin-89D
Exons: 22
Coding region: 293-6199 (1968 amino acids)
Biological process (GO): homophilic cell-cell adhesion
Cellular component (GO): catenin complex; plasma membrane
Molecular function (GO): calcium ion binding; cadherin binding
Source: RefSeq, a predicted model, not a curated record